UGCACUCCGACAACUGAGUGAAAGGGUGAUUGAUACGACCAAGAUUUCUAUCAUGUCUUUGUAGAUCAAGAAAAGGCCUUCGAUCGAGACAACAGAGACAAGCUAAGGAAGGUACUUGAGCAAUAAGACGUCAAAGGGCAGCUGUUAGACAACAUCCGGGCCGUCUAUACCAACAGCAGGCAUGCAGUCCGCACCACAGUGGAACAUCUGACUGGUUCCCAGUAACACCGGGGGAUAGGCUAGGCUGCAAUCUCUCCCCUCUGCUCUUCCAGAUCUACAUGGACUACACAGGAGGACAAUCGAGCCCCCCAUGCACUCAACGAACUCAUGUGUGCCGAUGACCAGGCAAUGGCGAAUGAUGACAAGACACAUCUACAGAAGCACACGGACCAGCUCAACAAAAGCUGCGAGAACUACAACAUGAAGGUCAACAUGUGUAGGCCUGAGGUCAUGACCGUCAGCAGACCAGAAAAACUGGAUUUCGACAUCAACGGGACCCACCUGAAACAAGGUAGUGAAUUCAAGCACCUGGCAGCAUCAUUACUGAAAAGACAGAGAAAUUGGGACCAGAUGCCAGAAAGGCAACGCAGUCAGCUACCAACUCACCCUUAUCCUGAAACAUCCCAGCAUUCCCCCAAGCACCAAGACAAAAUUCAACACCGUUUUACGGUGCCAGACAUGGUCCCGAACAAAAGCUCUCAAGAGAAACCAAGUCACCUGUGAGAUGAAAUGCCUGAGAAAAGCAGUGACAGGCGAGACAAGAACAGAAAUGAGGCGAUAAGAGACAUGGUAGGAGCAACACCAGUCCUACAACACGUGGAACAACAGACGAUCAAGUGGUUCGGACACCUCACACACUCAUGCCUUUAAACCAACCAGCUCUUCGGACUUACAACACCAGAUGCUCUGGCUGGAGAGCCAGAGGAAAACCAAGACAACGCUGGAUCGACUCUGUGGCAGACAUGCUCAGAGCCCACGAGACGUCCCUCCUUCAGGCCACUCACCCUGCUGCUGACAGACGACUGUGUCUCCCUGCGACAUCCACCUGUACAAGGGAAAGGAAAAUGAAGAUCCUGCAAACAACACAGCUGUGAAUGAAUCCCCAACGUCCUCAACAGAAUUUAAGGUAGAAGCAUCCGAGCAACCGGACUCCUCCAAGAUUGAAGUGGUCUCUGUGACGGAGGAAGACCUUCCCACUAUCGAGACCCCAAAUACAAUAAACGUCAGCCCCCUGGGUAGCUUAAAUGCUGACUCACAUUCUGAGAACAACUUGAGCAAACCUGAUUCCCGGACUUUAACUGCAUGUAGUCCAACCAUGCCAGUCACCAAAGUGCAGCCAUUUAUGACUGAAGAUGAUUUGGACAAAAAAUGGAAGAAAAGACUGCUGGCUCAUCGCAUGGAGUUGAUCAUUGCUACGUGUAUCAUCGUGGUGGUCACGCUUGCUCUUGGCAUUGGCCUUGGAGUGGGUCUCAGCUGUGUGGGGAAGUUUCGUUGCGGCUUUUCUUCUCAGUGCAUAAGAAGCUCAGCACAGUGUGACGGAGAGGUGGACUGUGGCAAUGGGGAGGACGAGCUUGGCUGUGUGCGUCUCAGUGGGCGGAGUUCAGUCCUGCAGGUCCAGAGAGGGGGUGUGUGGAGGACAGUCUGCUCAGAGGACUGGAAUAAUUUGCUCGGAGCGUCUGCCUGCAAACAGCUGGGAUACACUAGUUAUGUGGAGUCAUUCUUCAUCCCACUGACCGCCAUUGAGGAGCGCCUUCAGUACAAUUUGGUGUCCAUCAACCUGAGUCAAUCGCAGAUCAUAAAGCUACAAAACGCUCCAACGUUCAGUAAAACCCAAUGCACCUCAGGAAAAGUGACAACGCUGAAAUGUCUGGAGUGUGGCUUCAGGCCUAAGUACGCAACUCGUAUUGUCGGGGGGAACCUCUCCAGGCCUGGCCAGUUUCCCUGGCAGGUUAGCCUCCAUUUCAGCAGUGAACAUCUGUGUGGCGGCUCCAUCAUAACGUCCCUCUGGAUUGUCACUGCAGCACACUGCGUGUUCGGGUUUACAGACCCUUCCAUGUGGACAAUCCAUGUGGGACAGACGGAGCAGCCAGUCCAUGGUGCCCAGUCUCUUGCAGUGGAGCAGAUUAUAUACCACACUCGUUAUCGCCCCAAAGGGCUGGAUUACGAUAUCGCCCUCAUGAAACUCACCAAGCCCCUUGUUUUUAAUGGGUUUGUGGAGCCCAUCUGCCUGCCUAAUUAUGGGGAGGAAUUUGAGGAAGGCACGAUGUGCUGGAUCUCUGGAUGGGGGGCAACGGAGGAUGAAGGAGAGACCAGCGUGUUUUUACGCUCCGCAAUGGUGCCCAUCCUUUCCACAAAGACCUGCAACCAACCAGAGGUCUACCAGGGCCUCAUCUCUCCAUGGAUGAUCUGUGCAGGGUACUUGGAGGGAGGAACUGACUCCUGUCAGGGGGACAGCGGGGGUCCUCUGGCCUGUGAGGACACCUCUCGAUGGAAGCUGGUCGGUGCAACGAGUUGGGGUAUUGGCUGUGCUAUAAGAAACAAGCCAGGCGUUUACACCAGGAUCACGCACUCACUUAGCUGGAUCAGGCAACAGAUGGAGGUCAGUGCAUGUUAUUGUACCAUACAAUACAACAGCAAUGAAACGUGGAUAUACAGUACUUUAGAGUAG
This is a messenger RNA of Dunckerocampus dactyliophorus (ringed pipefish), 2668 nucleotides long. It is a transcript of the gene tmprss3a, whose product is annotated as transmembrane serine protease 3a. Lineage: Eukaryota; Metazoa; Chordata; Actinopteri; Syngnathiformes; Syngnathidae. Gene Ontology annotation, molecular function: protein binding; serine-type endopeptidase activity. The coding region runs from base 1316 to 2668 and encodes 450 amino acids. The record is from RefSeq and is a predicted model, not a curated record. Gene Ontology annotation, biological process: proteolysis. Gene Ontology annotation, cellular component: membrane. The transcript has 13 exons.